Didymosphaeria variabile is the source of this 810-nucleotide messenger RNA. RefSeq lists its product as uncharacterized. Gene Ontology annotation, molecular function: hydrolase activity. The record is from RefSeq and is a predicted model, not a curated record. The transcript has a single exon. NCBI's taxonomy places the organism in Eukaryota, Fungi, Ascomycota, Dothideomycetes, Pleosporales, Didymosphaeriaceae. Bases 1 to 810 code for a protein of 269 amino acids.
AUGCACGUUACAUCCCCGGGGUACCCCCUUGCCGCAAAUGCAGCAUAUACUCCGUCACUACACAACCUGCAACACGCGCUAGAGUUCGAAAACACCAUUGGCAUCUCCAAAAUCGUCUUGGUGCAGCCUUCUAUCUACGGCAACGAUAAUUCUUGUCUUCUCGAUGCUCUCAAGAAUAUAGGGCCCAGCAAUGGCCGAGGCGUUGUAGGCAUUGAUCCUGAUACGAUCGAAAUGGGCACGCUCCAAGAAUGGCAUCAGUUAGGCGUUCGAGGAGUGCGACUAAACCUCAAAUCGACAAAUGUUCAAUUUACGGAAGAAGUCCUUCGAGGUCAACUAAGACGCUACGCAGAUAUCAUAAGGCCUCUUGGCUGGGUUCUAGAAUUGUUCAUUGGCAUGGAAGCCAUCCCGAUCCUGGAACGCACUGCUGAGCACCUCGGAGUACGCUUGGUCGUUGCGCAUUGCGGUGCUCCGAUACUGCCCACGGUGAAUAAGAGAACAUAUCCUUUCGAUCCUUACGAGUUAGAUGGGUUUCAAGCUCUUGUCACCUUGUUGCAACGCGGCAAUACUUGGAUCAAGUUCUCGGCGGCAUACCGAUUUGACCCGGACCCGGAAAUGCGCGGUAUUGAAGUACUAGCACAGGAGCUGUUAAAGAAGGCUGGGAACAGGGUCGUAUUCGCAUCAGACUGGCCACAUACACGAUUUGAUGGGCUCGAUGUCCGACCAUUCGUCGAGCGAUGCAUGCAGUGGACCGACGCAGCAGGUCUGACAGAAGAAGUGUUUUCUCUAAAUGCACAGGAGCUCUGGCACUGA